UGUCAAAAUGUGCGUGAUUACAAAAGCAUGCUUCUAUCUUUUUCUCACGCAAAAACCAACCAAAUAUUAGCAACACCGUCAACGCGAAUAUCAGCAACGCCGUAAACGUGAAUUGUUUUUCAUUACCGAGUUUGUUUUUCAUUGCCGCUAAAAUUAUCGGGUUGAAAAAAAAGCUAUUGUUAUUGGUUAAAAAAGUGUUCAGUGUCAAAAAUUUAUUUACUUUUCGAUGUCCGAAAAGAGAAUGAAUAAAAUUAUGAAAAAUUUUUUGGAGAGAGGCUUGCGAGAACCCUGCGCUAGCGAUUCGAAAGCGAGCGACCCUGAACAUCAAAUCCAAACAGAAGACUACAACAACAACACAAUAGCUAUGGAAAUAGUCAGCAAUGAGGAACUUGCAAUUAGUGAAAAUGAGGCAAGAAUAAGUUUAAUCGUAAAAAAGAAAAAAUCUGCUAAACGCUACGUUCAACAAUACAAAGAAGUCUGGGAAAAAGAGCUACCGUGGCUUGAACAGCGAGGAGAAUCUGCAUACUGUAAGGUUUGUGAAUCUUCCUUGAAAUUUGAAAACGGAGGGAUAAAGGAUUUACGAACACAUCAAAGACAGGAAACUCACAAAAAAGCUGCAUCAGCAAUUUUAAACCGAAGCAAUGAUUUGAAGAAAAUGCUACCAUCAGAACUAGCAACUGUAGAUGCGUGCAUUCGAUUAUGCUUGUACGCAGUACACAAAAAUAUUUCGUUCAGAGCUAUGGACGAACUCAUACCGACAUUAAAAGCAUCCUUUCCUGAUUCAAAAAUUCUUAAUUCAGUGAGAAUGUGCCGCACGAAAGCGGCAAGAAUUAUCAUCGCAGUGACUGGAGAAACGCAGAAAAAUAGACUGAUCCAGAUCAUGCAGCAAACUUACUUCAGUAUAAUCGUGGAUGAAUCCACCGAUAUUACAUCGGAAAAAGUUCUGUGUGUCGUUGUGAGGUACUACGACGAGAAUGUGGGUCACAUUCGCGACGUGUUUUUUGAUCUGAUUGAACUCGAUGCGAGUAACGCUUCUUCUAAAAAAACAGCAAUUGUUAAAAGACUCGAUCAGUUCAACAUCCCAUAUAAAAAGUUUAUGCUCGGAAUAGGGAGCGACAACGCUGCUGUCAUGGUCGGACAGAGACAUUCAGUAACGAGUCUACUGCGGGACGAUUGUCCGCAUCUCAUCAGUAUGCCCUGUAUAUGCCACUCUCUCGCCUUAUGCGCGUCUUACGCUAGCAAAAAGUUACCCGAUCAUCUGGAACAAAUGCUAAAAGAUAUUUACAGCUAUCUAUCUGCUAGCCCGGUUAGAUUGCAGCAAUUUGAUAAAAUUCAAUGCAUGCUAGAUUUCAAUCCAAUCCGCGUGCCACGGAUGCAUGAUGUUCGAUUUUUGUCUAGAGGACAGGUUGUGAAGGCUGUUUUGUCUAGAUAUGAACCGUUGCAGAUAUACUUUGGACUUGCGUCAAACGUUGAUAAUUUAUCGAACGCAUCGAAAAUUCAUAAAACGCUCGCUGAUACCGUUACCGAAAUCUACCUGUUAUUUUUAGAUUUCAUUUUGCCGUUCGUUGAUAAUAUGAACAAACUUUUUCAAUCGGAAAAACCGGAAAUCAUUUCACUCCAUGCAACUUUAUCAAGAAAACUUAGACAUUUACUUAGCUACUUCAUAAAAGAUGAUGUCACGCGAUCUACAAACUUGACUGAUAUUAAAUUUCACCCCCAUGAUUUCAAGCCGGUUCAUGAUUGAUCCUAGGUACCUAGGAGUAAAGGUAGCUACCAAACUAGAUGCCAGUAAAAUUGAAAAAACACAAUUGUUAGCUAUACAAAAUACGUGCACUGCGUUUUACCUAGAGUUAGCCUUGCAAAUGUUUAAACGGUUCCAAUUAGAGAAUGAAAUCUAUAAAAGUAUUCAAAUGUUGGAACCCAUCAACAUUUUUGAAGGGAGAAGUUUGAGCGUUGGCCCCGUUUUACCACAUUUCCCAACUGUAAUACCAGAUAGCAUGUAGCAGGAUGCUGAUAACGAAUUUAAUGAAAUUAAGCACUUGAAUUUCAAAUGCUUAGGACUAACGCAAUAAAAUAACGCCGAGGAUUUUUGGAUUAAAAUAACGAAUUUCCGCGAUAGAAAUGAUGCACUGAAGUAUCCGUUAAUGGCACGACUUAUGAGAGCAAUACUAUCUUUACCACAUUCAUCGGCGGCAGCUGAAAGGAUAUUCUCCGCCCAAAAUUUGAACAAAACCAAAAUCCGAAACCGUUUGAAAAAUGCUUCCCUAGUGGGAAUUCUCCGAACAAAAGAUUGGAUAAAAACAUUCGGAAAUCCGAAUACAGCGCAAAUUCCGACUGAAAUGCGACUUAAAUUUAACAGUCAAAUGUAUUCUAUCGCUGUUGAAGACAACGAAUGUGAAACUGAAGAUUACCAUGAUGUCCUAGAACUUCUCGAAUAAAUAGAUUCAGUAUCAUCUGUUUAUGUUUCCUAGCUGGUUCUAAAAGAGGAGAAUAGUGUUGUAACUCGCUACAAUCUGAUCAAUCUGAUUGAAAAAAAAAAGAUUAACAUCGCAGAUGAGAAAACCAUCCUUGAAUUGAACUUUUCAUUUUGGAAUUGGGAAACAGACCCCCGCGAUUUAUUAGAAAUCGUACGCAUUGUAUUUCAAAAAAAAAGAUGGAAAAUAUUCAUAACAUUUAUCGUGAGCAUAUUGAUUCUAUCGAGAAUCACAAAAAAGUUCCCAGAUUUAGUGAAGAAAAGAUUAUUGGUUCAAAAAUAACGUCAGCUGAGAAACAGGACCGAACUAAUUAAAAACUGCUUACAAUUUUGCUCGAUGGAUCGAUGGACUUUGUCUAUUGCUAGUCCCAUCGAUAUACAAGAGCGUCGACAUCAUUGCAAAUCGGAUGCUUCAGCUACAAAUGUAAAAUAUUCAAAAAGGUUGGAGGAAGGUUGCUAAAUUUUGGUAACAGUGCAAGUCGAAUGGAAAUGUUGGAAAAAACAAGGGGUUCAUUCAGCGCCAUCAGGCACUCCUACAUACACGGCUCUUUGUGUCAGUAGUGAUUUGAAGGUAAUUGAAUUUUCAUGUGCCACAGUAAUCUGUUUGGAAGCGAUGAAUUUCAUAAACUACAACAGCAACGAAAAGCAAAACAAUGACAAAGCAUUAAAAUUUAUAAAGUGAAACAUUAAACAAGUUUGCAAAUCGGAUUCUUCAGCUACAAAUGGCAAAAAAAGUGAUAGCAGGCGGGAAAGUGACAUUACCAUUAAUCUCCAGAAAUACGAUUUAUUAGUAACGGACUCGGAAAAUCAAUCUUGCUGGAGCAAGAAACUCGUUUUCGAAUGCUUUUUAAACCAAUCAUUGAUCUUCACACACCAGCUCAAGAGGUUGAGGCCCAAUGAAAAAUUUCUAUCGUUGAUUUUCAGAUUUCGAGCACGUUCAAGAAUCAUCUGUACUCGACCAUACGUGCGGAACAGGAUCCAACUGGUCGAAAACUGCUUACAACUUUGUGCGACAAAUCGAAUCCGUUGAAUGUGCCUAUUGCUAGUCCCAUUGAUUUAACAAUAGCGUUAACGUUAUCUGGUAAUAAUUAUGAAAAUGAAACUUCGAAUAAAUUGUUAUUCAAAACCCACAA
Messenger RNA from Wyeomyia smithii (pitcher-plant mosquito), 3606 nucleotides. RefSeq lists its product as uncharacterized. The transcript is spliced from 8 exons. NCBI's taxonomy places the organism in Eukaryota, Metazoa, Arthropoda, Insecta, Diptera, Culicidae. The record is from RefSeq and is a predicted model, not a curated record. Bases 227 to 1744 code for a protein of 505 amino acids.